Molecule: messenger RNA, 642 nt
Organism: Alternaria triticimaculans
Lineage: Eukaryota; Fungi; Ascomycota; Dothideomycetes; Pleosporales; Pleosporaceae
Exons: 2
Coding region: 1-642 (213 amino acids)
Source: RefSeq, a predicted model, not a curated record
AUGCGUCUCCUACAUCUGCGAAGCGAUGUUCUCAGCCUGGUGGAGUUCCUGGGGAAAGACAUACCACGCUACGGCAUUCUUUCUCAUACGUGGGCUUCAGAUCUGGACGAGGUUUCCCUAAGAGAUAUCAACGACGGGGCCACUCUGAAGGACAUCACAGAUAGUAUAGACCGCAAAGCCGGUUAUACCAAGAUUAUCUUUUGCGCAAAGCAAGCCGCUAAAGAUGGUCUGGAGUAUUUCUGGGUUGAUACUUGCUGUAUCGACAAAUCGAGCAGCGCAGAGCUCUCAGAAGCUAUCAAUUCGAUGUUUCGCUGGUAUCAAGAAGCAGCCAAAUGCUACGUCUACUUGUCCGACGUUUCGAUCAAGGAUGGCCAUUCUUUCGAAGCCAGCCGAUGGUUCACUCGCGGAUGGACGCUACAGGAGCUUGUUGCCCCGAAGGUCAUCGGCUUCUACACUGUAGAGGGAGAGUUUAUCGGCGAUAAAUCCUCGCUGUUGCAAGAGAUAGAGCGUAUAACAAAGAUACCGCCACAGGUCCUGCAGGGUGGUGAUCUAUUCAAGAUGAGCGUCGAAGAGCGAUUAUCAAACGGAAUUGAUGGUGGAAUCCAGGCAGGCGGACCCAGGUGGGGCCCUCCCAGCGAGUAA